AUGACAACGAUGGAUCUUAUCCCAGCAACGACAAUUGCGCCAAUUUUGAAUGACUCUGAUGAUGAGUUUUCACACUUCAAUAGAAGUUAUUGCUUCAUUUCAGAACACAGUUCCACCUAUUCAGCUUUCUCCCUAAUGGUUAAUGGAUAUUUAACAUGUGCAGUCGUCAUUUUGGGUACAUAUGGAAAUCUGAAUGGUGUCAAAAGUGUACAUGUCACAUCACUGGAUCGUAAUCGAGGAGUCGUUUUGGCAGUUUCCAUGUUGGCACUUGCAUUCUGGGAUACUGUACUUCUCUGGUCCUCCCUAUUCUACUAUUCAAUUAGGAGAAUAGGCUUAUCAUUUGGUUGCAAUUUAGAUCAACUCAAUCAUCUUGUUCCAUGGUUUCACGCGUUCUCACAUACUGCAAACACUGCAUCGACAUGGUGUGUUGUUGCCAUCACUCUCCAACGGUUCAUGGCAACACGAGACCCAUUCAGGACUUCUCGAUCUACAGUAAUCGUUCAAUCCUUCCGAAGUGAACGACGAAUAUCAUUCAUCUACUGUGCCACGUAUCGCCGGCUGUUCAGAAUGCCACUGCUUUUAUCUCUAGCCGCAUUCGUUUUCAACUUCCCAGUGUUCUUUGAAAUCGAAUGUGUGCCUUGUUUCGAUCUGGAAACGAACGAGAACACAUAUCAUUUGCUGCCAACUUGGUUGAGAACAGACACAAGUUAUUCGAUGUAUCGAAUGUUUCUGAGAAUGUUUUUUGUCUCAAUUGGUCCAACCUGUCUGAUCAUCUUUGUCAGUAUUGCAACUCUUUUCUUCCUCCGAGGAUCAAAUCGAUCACGUCGUCAACUGUUCCAGAUGACUGAUAAUUUAUUGGAAAGAUAUGCAUCAAGAGAAAGUAUGAAUACAGUCAUUUCUGCCCUAUUGGUCAUAAAAUUUCUGUUGUUCCGAAGUAUGACGUUCGCACUGGAUAUAAUGGAAGUGACGGUUGGAGUCACUAACUAUUACUUGAUUGAUACGAGUAACUUUUUGGUCCUCAUCAAUUCUGCUACUAAUUGUUUGAUCUACUUGAAAGCGACAGAGUGGUUAAGUGCAAGAAUGAAUGAAAGAAUGACGAUAAAACGGAAGAAGACGAUUUGUGAUUCUGGACAACUUCUGGGAGAUCGGUUGUCUAUUUUGAUAUCUUCAUGGGAGAAGGCGAAAGAAAUGACGAAUGAAGAGAUUGGAGUUCGAGUGGCGUGGAAUAUGUUUAGAAAACAUCCGACUAUGUGCAAAAAAGAUGAACCCGAAAAAGUCUCCCUUCUAAACGGUUCAUGCAAAAGAAGUAUAGAUCAUGCGAAGUUCCAAGAGAUCGGAGGACGAAUAUCCGGAUUCAUUACAGAACUUCUGAAUCUGAUGCAGAGUAAUCAGGCAGAGAGUUAUAUCAUAAUGAGAAUUCGACGUGUUGGCGCAGUUCACUUUGACAAACAAAUUGUAUUUUCCUCAUCUGCGUGGAAAGAAUUCAAGAAUACGAUACAGACAAUCAUAUCAGAAGUCCAAUUCACAUCGCCACAGGAACGAGAAGCCGCCCUUGAAGCUUGGAACAUCUUUAUCUCGUUCAUAAUCCGAGAGAUGAAAAUGGGAGUCUGGGCGAUUGAUGAUGCAAUCGGUCAAAUGCCUUGA
Molecule: messenger RNA, 1644 nt
Organism: Caenorhabditis remanei
Lineage: Eukaryota; Metazoa; Nematoda; Chromadorea; Rhabditida; Rhabditidae
Exons: 7
Coding region: 1-1644 (547 amino acids)
Cellular component (GO): membrane
Molecular function (GO): heme binding; oxygen binding
Source: RefSeq, a predicted model, not a curated record